Rotaria sp. Silwood1 is the source of this 582-nucleotide messenger RNA. Lineage: Eukaryota; Metazoa; Rotifera; Eurotatoria; Philodinida; Philodinidae. The record is from the annotation of a GenBank genome assembly.
AUGAAAGUGGCUGUAACAAACAAAGCUGAUGAGAGUUUUCAACAAGUACCAAAACCUAGUCGUGAUGACUGGUUGAGAAAUCAUCAAGAAACGGGAGAAACUAUGAAAUCAUUUGAAUGCAUUGUAUUAAAAGCUGUUCCGCAUGGAACUUACAAAACUAUUUAUAUUCAACCAGUUGGUAGUAUUAAUCAUCCUCGAGCUGCACCACUUGAUGUUAUUAUUGAAUUUGCACGUGCAUUUUUUUCUGGAUGUGAAAUUGAAUUAUUACCAACUAUUGACUUUUCAAAAGAUAUGAAAUUUCGAGAAAAUGAUGGAAUACGACAAUAUCGAACAAAUGGCUUUUACAAUUAUUUAUCUCAAACACGUCAUAAACGUAAUCCAAGACGAGAACUUUUACGUGUUGCUGUAACUAUGGCUGAUAUUUAUCCCAACGAAAGUUGGAAUUUUAUUUAUGGACAGGCACGAGCAAUCGAUGGUGUUGGUGUUUAUUCAUUUGCACGUCUUGAUCCAUUAUUUCCUGCAUCAACACAAACAUUACUCUUAUCUCCAUUAACUGAUAAACAUCGAAUAAUAAUGCUUUGA